GCACUUUUUCAAAUAACUUCUGAGUUUCAGCUAACAAUGUCUGGAAUAGAACAUCAAGUUGUGAACACUGAAAGUUGUGGAAAAAUUAACGUAUUCAUACAGGGUCCACGUAAUACAAAAGUUGCUUUCUUGACAGUUCAUGAUCUUGGAUGCAACCAUAAUGAAAUUAUUAAUUUUCUUGCACAUGAAUCCAUGGAACCGCUAGUUAAUCGAUGUACCUGGGUACAUGUAGAUGUUCCAGGACAAGGAGACGGUGAAUCGGAUUUACCUGCAGAUUAUACAUUUCCUUCAGUUCAACAACUUGCAGAAGGCAUGAGCGAAGUAUGCAAUGCACUUAGAUUACAGUAUGUUGUUGUUUUCGGUGAAGGAGCUGGAGCAAAUAUAUUAGUUAGACUGGUGAUGUUAAGAUAUGACAUAGUUUUGGGUGCUAUUUUAAUUCAUUGUACUGGGACAACUGCAGGGUUAUCUGAAAGUCUUCGAGAUAGAUUAAUUGGAUGGAAAUUAAAUACAGUUGGAAUGAAUCCAGCGGCUGAAUCAUAUUUAUUAAUGCAUCGUUUUGGUUCGGCUGCAGAUUCAGAAAACGAAAUAGAAGUACGAGAAGUCCUCAUAAAAUUUCGUCAAUCACUUAGAACAGCAAUUAACCCGAGAAAUUUAAACAAAUUUAUUAUGUCAUUUAUGUCACGUACAAAAAUCCUAGAACAUGUCGAUCAAAUAAGAUGUCCCGUUUUAUUUCUAACCGGUGCAUUAGCAUCACAUAAUCAUACAGUCUUUCGUCUAUAUAAUGCUGUUCUAUCCGCUGUACGCAAUGAUCCAAAUCUACAAGGCAAAGUUGAAUUGAUUCAACUAGAUAAUGUGGCAAAUGUAUUAAGUGAACAGCCUGAAAAAGUUGCCGAAUGUCUACAAUUUUUUAUCCAAGGAUUAGGUUUAGCUGGUGGCUUAGUUAGUCGACGAAUGAGUAGUACAAUACCUGUAGCUAGAAAUAGAUCAUUAUCAAUGGAAGAAUAUGAUCAGCCAAAAGGUGCAUCAAAUUGUAUAUUUCAUAAAAAUCGUAAAUAUAGUACAACUACUGGGAGAUUAAUACAAGAUGAAAGUCCAAUUAAUGAACAAGAAGAUCCAACUGAAGCUUAAUUAUUAUACUCAAAAUUAUAUAACUAUAUAUAAACGUAUAUAAUUAGAUCGUUCUACCUUACUAUUUCUGAAAAUAGAUUCUCUUUUUUUAAAAAAAAACAAGUAUCAUUAUACAUAUACAACAGUAAUAAUCAUGUAUCUUGAUUAUACAACGUUCUAAAGGGUUCAACACUACAAUUUCAAUGCACUCUCUUUUUUCUUUACUAAUAACUAGGCUUUUUGUUUCCUACUUAUUUAUUUCUAUCUGUCUAGUUUUACAAAAUCAUUCUUCAGUAAUAACAAUAAACAAUUUUGUUUAAUGAUUUUUGUACUGUUUUCCUUUUUCAAAAAAAAAAGAAAUAAUAAUAAUCUGUUUAGUAAACUUAUUAGUUAGGAAAAAUUUUCUUUUCUCUCCUCUUCUUUCUCUACUGUUACCACCACUACUACUACUACCACCACCACCACUACAAAUUGUUAUAUUGUCGAUUGAAUUACAAUCAACAACAACAACAAAAAGAAAAGAACAAGAGACCAUCUAUCAUGAAAAUAAAUCUUUAGUUGAUAAUUAUUACUAUUAUUAUUAUAAUCAUUUUGUAUUGUAUUUUUACUGUAGUUUUUGUAAUAAUCAUCUUAUACUUUGCAGCUACUAUUUACCGACUAUUCAAUUCAUUAUCACCUGCUUUUUCAUCCUUUAACUCAUUUCUCUUUUUGAAUGAUUUCUAUGGUUGCUUGUUUGUUUUUUAACAAUUUAAUCUGUUGUUUACGUUAAAAUCUAUUUGUAGAACAAUUAAUAAUAAUAAUGAUUAUUGCUACUUA
Schistosoma intercalatum is the source of this 1923-nucleotide messenger RNA. Lineage: Eukaryota; Metazoa; Platyhelminthes; Trematoda; Strigeidida; Schistosomatidae. The record is from the annotation of a GenBank genome assembly.